AUCUGCUACUUGUUGCUGCAAUCACAGAAAGGAAAGUUACGAUAACAUUCAAUGAUGUCAUCGGGUGUUUAAACAUAUAUAAAUGAAAAUGUAAGACCGAGAGCAGUAGUAUUUCUUUGCGAGUACAAUGAAGGCUGCUCUGUUGUUUGUUGUUGCACUGGUCGCAGUUGCGGUGGUGCACGGACAACCAGAAGAGUCGACCAAUGCCACCAUCCAGGGUGCGGAAGAGCCGUCCGCCACCUUCUCGGCUGGGGUGAGACUGUCGGCGCCGUCGUACGCGGAAGAAGACGAGGAUACCAUUUGUGUCCAGGCAGACAACAAGUUCUACUUGUAUGCUAAUUCACUGAAGCUGUAUUCUUGCUACAACCUGCUACCGAAGGUUUACGUGGUGAAACCAAAGAGUCUAUGCAAACCAACCCUGUCAGAUUGUCCCAAGAACUAGGAGUAUUGGAAGCCUGCUGGGUCAUCUUGAAGAGACUGACUCGUCUGCGAGUGACUGACGACCAGAUGGCUGGCCUGCUCACUGAAGAAUCUACAAUAUUCAGAGAAAGCAAGAAAUCUCAAUUGCGACAGAACUUACCACUUUUUCUAGCAACAAGAACUGGAGGAAUCGACUAAUCCUCUUUCAUCAUAGUUUCUGAUUGCUUCACGACAUGCAGUAAAUCACACCAGAUUGCUUCACGACAUGCAAUAAGUCACACCAGCAUUACAUUUAGGCGAGAAACUGACGGCAAAAACUUGUGUUUAAAAACAUGGUCUUCCCUGUUUUUUAUCUUUCUGUUGGCCUUGUAAUAGUUUUAUACUGACGCAAUAAAACUGUAUUUUCAA
Schistocerca piceifrons (Central American locust) is the source of this 828-nucleotide messenger RNA. RefSeq lists its product as uncharacterized. The record is from RefSeq and is a predicted model, not a curated record. The coding region runs from base 128 to 442 and encodes 104 amino acids. The transcript is spliced from 3 exons. Lineage: Eukaryota; Metazoa; Arthropoda; Insecta; Orthoptera; Acrididae.